Messenger RNA from Musca vetustissima, 1893 nucleotides. RefSeq names its product nose resistant to fluoxetine protein 6-like. The transcript is spliced from 12 exons. Gene Ontology annotation, molecular function: acyltransferase activity, transferring groups other than amino-acyl groups. NCBI's taxonomy places the organism in Eukaryota, Metazoa, Arthropoda, Insecta, Diptera, Muscidae. The record is from RefSeq and is a predicted model, not a curated record. The coding region runs from base 1 to 1893 and encodes 630 amino acids.
AUGUUUCCAAAACUUCUAGUGUUGGUGCUGAUAUUAUUUGCAUUCACAAAUCAUCAUGUUCUCGGUGAAGUGAAAUAUUUCCGCCAUGAAUUGCCACCCUUAUAUUCGUUCGAUAAUUAUGAAGCAUGUUUUGAAAAUCGUACUACCGAACUUGUCGGCUCCACCUAUUGUAUGAUCUAUGCGGAAAUUCAAGCAGAUCACUCAAAUGAUAUCAGCGAUUUUUUCGAAAGCGUCCACAAACGACCAUUGGACCGGGACAUGCGUUCCAAUUAUUCUCAAAUGAUUUGGCAAUGUUUAAAUCGAGAAUUCCAUAGGAAAUAUCAAUUGGAAUUGAAGACAUUUGUGGAAUAUUGUGAGCGUAGGCCAGAGAAUGCCGUCACUAGGGCGGAAAAUGAUAUAUUGAAAAGUCGCUUAUAUAUGUUUUUCAAAGUACUUCUGCUUUUGGUUGUAAGCUCCACAUUUACGGAUUAUUAUUUGAAAUCCCGACAGCCAAAGGAGAAACAAACAAAUGCAUUCUUUGAAAAUAAUUUAGAAGAACCUGCGUGUCGCCUCUUAACCUCAUUUUCGAUUAGUCGCAACUAUUACCGUUUAACCCAACCCUAUCGCGGCGAAGUUGGUCAAAAAUUUGCCUUUUUAGAUGGUUUACGUGCGGUCAGCACAAUACUUGUACUCGGCACCCAUUCCUACUUCUUAGCCUAUGAACCUAUUGAAAAUCCCCAAUUUUUUGAAAAUUUCGGUAAAUCCACCAUUGGGCUAAUGCCACUGAAUUGUACCGUUAUCAUUGAAAUAUUUAUGACGAUGAGUGGUCUGUUGUUGUAUUUGAAAUGUUCGCAGGGUUCCUUUGUAACACCGCAGACAAGUUGGUCGAAAUGUUUGCAAAUUUAUUUGCUGCUGAUGAUCAGUCGUUAUGUGAGAUUUCUUCCCACCCUUAUUGCCCUGCUAGGUGUAAAUGCAUCACUUCUCAAAGAUUUGGGUGACGGUCCAUUUUGGCGACAUAUUACCGAACCAGGUGGCACAUUUAGUCGUGAGAAUUGGUGGAAAAAUUUAUUAAUGAUAAAUAAUUUUUCGCCAAUUGAUACGGCUAAUCCGCAUACCUGGUAUUUGGCAGCAGAUUUUCAAUUAUUUGCAUUUUACACACUUUUAUUAAUUAUAAUAUUCAAAUAUCCUCAAUAUAAAAAACAUAUUCUGAUUGGCAUGAGUAUUUUGACCGUGGCCAUACCGACGACCAUAAGCUAUAUUUUCCAAUUGGAAUCUUCAUUUAUGGCAAGACCGGAGACAUAUCGUUAUGGCUAUGUCAAGGACUUCAAAUUAUUCACCCACACCUAUACCCCGUUCUACACCAAUCUGGGUGGUUAUCUUUUCGGCAUUGUGUGUGGUGAAAUAUAUCAGAAAUAUAUUUGCCACACAGAAAAACGAAAAAUAUUCUCAUAUUUAUGGAUAAUUGUUCCGCUGGCCGCAUGGUUUAUUAAUUAUGCGGGAGCAAUUGCAAUAAUGAGCAAAGCCUCAAUAUGGACGGCCUUAUAUACGGGUCUGAAUCGUAAUUUAUGGAUUGUAUUUGUGUGCGGCAUACCAAUAUUGGCUAUGGCAUUCAAUGAGGAAUCUUUGGUUAGUCGCUUUUGCCGUUUGCCAAUGUUUCGAGUAUUAGCCCGCCUCUCACCGCAAAUGUAUUUGUGGCAUUGUUUGGUACUCUACGUAACAUCGGCCUAUCAUCGUCAGCCUCAAUUUGUCAAUUUGAUACAUUUGAUUAACCAGGGUACGAUUACAACAACGCUUUCGACAGUGGUGGCAUUUUUCGGUUAUUUGUUUUUGGAAAUACCAUUCUCAGAGAUCUGCAAAGUAUUAUUGAUGGGCAAUAAAGAGAACCGUGAGACGCAGAAGCAAAAGAUCAAAUAA